This is a messenger RNA of Photinus pyralis (common eastern firefly), 1296 nucleotides long. It is a transcript of the gene Vps36, whose product is annotated as vacuolar protein-sorting-associated protein 36. Gene Ontology annotation, biological process: protein transport to vacuole involved in ubiquitin-dependent protein catabolic process via the multivesicular body sorting pathway. Gene Ontology annotation, molecular function: phosphatidylinositol-3-phosphate binding; ubiquitin binding. The transcript is spliced from 5 exons. Lineage: Eukaryota; Metazoa; Arthropoda; Insecta; Coleoptera; Lampyridae. The record is from RefSeq and is a predicted model, not a curated record. Gene Ontology annotation, cellular component: ESCRT II complex; late endosome membrane. Bases 66 to 1241 code for a protein of 391 amino acids.
CAACAGCGCGCUGUCACUUUUUUUGCGGUAGCUCUAAGAGGUUAUAAUUAUUUUAUUUGUAUAAAAUGGAUCGAAUUGAAUAUGCCAGUCCAAUAUUACUACCAAAUGAAAGUUAUCUGGCAAAAGACCGAAACGUGCGUCUCUAUGACGGGGAUCAAAAGACAUCGUUCGAAGGUGGCGAACUUAUACUAACCACCCACAGACUUAUGUGGGGACGUCCCGGAGCGAUACCACUAGGACAGGUUUGCCUUACGAUGCACUUGCAUCUGGUUGUCUUCGUCGAGGAGGACAGUCCAAACGCCUUUUCCUUUAGUCGUUCGCGGAAAAUUAUACUGCACUUGAAAGAGGCGCCCCCCGACCGUAACGAGGGCCCGCAACCGAGCAGCAUUUACAAUUUCAUUAAGCUGUCAUUUCGCGAAGGUCUGAACAGCGACAUUGUCGGUUUAUUAAACGACUGCAUGCAAAAGCGGAGAUGGGAGUGGGGUCAAAGUCAGCCGAACGUUUCGACAAAACCGUCUCUUCCCAACAUCAAGCUGCGUACUGGUAUUGCGGGUAUCGAACGUGGCAUUCAGGAAAAGCAGAAGCAGACCGACGAAAACAUUUCCCUGGCCUUUAAAGAUCUGAGCAAGCUGAUGAGCAUGGCUAAAGACAUGGUGGGCCUUUCGCAGAAUAUCUCCACCAAAAUUCGGGAGAAACAAGGCGACAUUACCGAAGACGAGACUGUACGAUUUAAGCUCUAUUUGUUAAGCUUAGGCAUUGACGAUCCGGUAACUCGCGACGCGUACAAGUCCGACAAUCAGUAUUAUCGAAGUUUAGCGAAACAGAUUGCCGAUAUUUUAAUUACGCCGAUUACGGAAGCGGGCGGUAUAAUGGCCUUAACCGACGUGUUUUGCAGAGUAAACAGGGCGCGUGGUUUGGAGUUACUCUCCCCGGAGGAUUUAUUAAAUGCCUGCAGAUUGAUGGAGUCGCUCGAUCUUCCGCUUAAGAUGUAUAAGUUCGAUUCAGGUGUCAUCGUUUUGCAGCUGGUGUCCAUGAGCAAUGAGAGCAUCGCCGAAAGUACCGCAGAUAUGCUCAACGAAAAGGGCUCCCUGUCAUCCGAAGAGCUUGCCAGACUUUUGGGUAUUUCAGUUUUGUUGGCAAAGGAACGUCUGUUAACAACUGAACGAUUUGGAAAAUCUUGCAGGGAUGAUUCGUCUGAAGGAUUGCGGUUUUACCCCAAUUUGCUUUUAAGUAAAGAAUAAAUUUAUAUUUUUGUGAUCAAAUUUCUAUUAGUGUAAUAUAUAAUCGUUGACCCUA